Capsella rubella is the source of this 1911-nucleotide messenger RNA. RefSeq names its product protein NETWORKED 4B. NCBI's taxonomy places the organism in Eukaryota, Viridiplantae, Streptophyta, Magnoliopsida, Brassicales, Brassicaceae. Gene Ontology annotation, cellular component: vacuolar membrane. Gene Ontology annotation, molecular function: actin binding. The transcript has 4 exons. The record is from RefSeq and is a predicted model, not a curated record. The coding region runs from base 203 to 1732 and encodes 509 amino acids.
AUAUUUUCGUUUUCUUUAGAGAACGUGAAACAUAAAUGAUUAGAUUGUGGUUAGAAUGAUGAAUCAUCUUCAAAGUAAGAGGGAAUGGGAUAUAAAGGCUUAGAGAGGCCAUUUAUUUUUGAGUAUUAUUCAGUCUCAAGCUUCUUGUCUUUUUUUGCAUCGUCUCGGUAAAGGUUUCUGAAUCUUUCUGCACCGCAAGGUCAUGGCUUCGUCUGCGGCUCAGAGCAAGAAGCAGUUUAAGAGGUCUAUGACCAAGAAAUCACACUCAUGGUGGUGGGAUAGUCACAACUGUCCCAAGAACUCAAAAUGGCUUGCACAGAAUCUAGAGAAGAUGGAUGACCGAGUGAACCACAUGUUAAAACUGAUUGAAGAAGACGCAGACUCUUUUGCCAAGAAAGCUCAGAUGUAUUUUCAGAAGCGUCCUGAGUUAAUCCAACUUGUUGAGGAAUUCUACCGAAUGUAUCGCGCAUUGGCUGAGCGUUAUGAUCAAGCUAGCGGUGAACUUCAGAAGAAUCAUCCAUCUGAGAUCCAGUCACAGAGCUCUCUUGAGCUCUCAUCUCCUACUCAAGAGAAGUUGAGUCGUCGUCAGUCUGGUCAUAAAGAAGAGGAAGAUUCAUCAUCUUUGACAGAUUCUGAUUCUGAGUCUGAUCAUUCCUCUGCUAAUGAUGAAGACGCUGAUGAGGCAUUGAUCCGCAGGAUGGCUAAUCUUGAGCUUGAGCUUGAAGAGACAAAGCAGAAGCUCCUUCUCCAGCAGGAAAGUGACAACAAUGUUAACCUCCUUCACAAAAUUACUGUGUAUGAGGGAGAGCUUGGAGAAGCCAAUGAAAAGAUUCGAAUGCACGAAGAAGAGAUAGCUAAUCUGAAGAUUGAGCUUCAGGGCUGCAUGUCCACUGAAAUAGACGAUCCUCAAAAGAGUCUUGAUUUGGAUAAAGAGGACACUGAAGAAAAUGCUGCCACAAAAGUGCAGGCCUUGGAGGAAGAGCUAAGUAUUGCAAAAGAGAAGCUUCAGCAGUUUGAGAAAGAGACAAAAUCUCUAAAAAAUGAGCUAGAGAUCAGUAGAGCUGCGGAAGAGAAGCUGAAGAACUUACAGCAUGAGCUUGUGUUGGCUCAGAAAGACACUGAUAGCUACAGAAACACGCUCAACGCAGAGAAGAAAGAAGUCUCAAAGUUGCAAGAGAGACUGGCUAUGGUGAAAACCAGUUUACAGGACAGAGAUAACGAGAUAAGGGCACUGAAAACUGCUGUCUCUGAUGCUGAACAAAAGAUAUUCCCAGAGAAGGCACAGAUCAAAGGAGAAAUGUCAAAGCUUCUUGAAGAGCGAAGCCAACUUGGAGAGCAACUGAGAGAGCUGGAAUCACAUAUAAGGCUGAUUACAGAAGAGAAAGCUGAAACUGAGGAGAAACUUAGAGGAGAAUCCAAGAAGGUUAGCGUAAUGAAAGAUGAGAGCAAUGUGCUAAGAGAAGAGAUUGGGAAGAGAGAAGAGAAGAUAAAGGAAAUGGAAAAACAUAUGGAGGAGCUUCACAUGGAGCAAGUGAGGCUGAGAAGACGGUCAAGUGAGCUAACGGAAGAAGUGGAAAAGACGAGAUUGGGUGCAUCAGAAGUGGCUGAGCAGAAAAGAGAAGCAAUAAGGCAGCUUUGUAUCUCACUUGACCAUUACAGAGAUGGGUACGACAGGCUGUGGAGGGUUGUUGCAGGACACAAGAAUAAGAGAGUAGUGGUCUUAGCAACGUGAAGUGUAAAAGAACAAAUGACAAUGUCUGCAGGACAUACAAUACUAGUGUGUUCUUUUGGACUUUAAAAUGUUGUUCUGAAGGGACGUUAGUUGAUGUUGAAAAUAUGUUGAAUGGAGAUGAAAAAUGUAUGUGUUGAUAUAAUAACAAAACUAAUGGUAAUAUUCUCAUUCUUCCAAAA